GGAGCUCUCACUCCCUCCCUUCCUCUCUCCCUCGCAGGCGUGAGCGGGAAGCCGCCGAGCAUCCCCCCGCACCUCCUGCCGCCAGGGUCCGCCGCCGCAGCCGCUGUCGCCGCAGCAGCAGCCGCCGCCGCAGGCGUGAGCAGCGCCAGCAGCGCCAGCAGCAACAGCAGUAGCACAAGCAUCAGCAUGACGAGCGGCGGGGGCGUCGUGCUGAGCAACAAAGGCGUGAGGACGACGGCCACGGUGCCGCCCCUGGGCCUGGCCACCCCCCUGGCCCCCCUCACCACCUCCGCGGGCGCGGGCCCCCCGUCGCCCACGUCCUCGUCCUCCUUCGCCGCCGCCCUCCGCUCGCUCGCCAAGCAGGCCACGGCGCCGCCAGGAGCAGAGAAGGAUCGCCGAUGCCUGGCGAGCCGCAGCGCCUGUCGCCGAAGGUGUCGUCGCUGGCGCCAAGCUCUACGUCGGGCCACCUAGGCCUGUCGGGGGGGUCGGCGCCCCCGGUGGUCACCAUCGCGCCCACGCACUCGCACGGCAUCACCAGCGAGGCUGAGCGCUCAUCUGCCCGCGCGCCGCGCCAGCGAGGACCUGGUGCGCGGGUUCCAACCGUACCGCGCCCCCGACGUGCAGCCGACGCCGCCCGCGGGAACCCCGGGGGCGUCGCUGCGACCGCCCAUGCCUCCACUCGACCUGCCGCCCUCGUACCCGCCCUACCACCCGUCGCUGUACCCGCACCACCUGGCGCACCAGUACAG
Molecule: messenger RNA, 749 nt
Organism: Penaeus vannamei (Pacific white shrimp)
Lineage: Eukaryota; Metazoa; Arthropoda; Malacostraca; Decapoda; Penaeidae
Source: RefSeq, a predicted model, not a curated record